Phytophthora infestans T30-4 is the source of this 1571-nucleotide messenger RNA. RefSeq lists its product as uncharacterized. The coding region runs from base 1 to 1467 and encodes 488 amino acids. The record is from RefSeq and is a predicted model, not a curated record. NCBI's taxonomy places the organism in Eukaryota, Oomycota, Peronosporomycetes, Peronosporales, Peronosporaceae. The transcript has a single exon.
AUGACUGAAUCUGUUCGUUGUGUGGUCUUCGGGCUGCAAGGCGACGCCGAGCUGACCGAGGUGCUGACCUUCCUGCGUGGCUUCAGUGCUCUCUAUGGAUCUGGCUUGGCGCUGCACAGUGAGACCCGUGCGAGCUCUGCGGAGGUGGAGGCCCUGGUCGCCCAGCAGCUCAAGAACAACCCGGUCCAAGUGAACGAGCGCCGUAGAGCGCUACCGAAUCAAGUGAACCAGCACGGACAGGGCGAACUUUUUACCCGGAUCUCGGUGGACCAGAAGGAACUCAUCGUGUUUGGUAAAACACCGCUGAUGCAGUGGAUGAAGCAGCAAUUGCUCGAGUCCCGGUACACCACUGCGUCGCCCGCCCCUGCCACUCCAGAGGCACCACCGCUGCGGCUGUUUAUCAGUGGAGACAGAGCUCAAGUCGGUAAGUCUACGGUGUGCCUGGGCCUGGUGGGUGCGCUGUUGCGCAGUGGAUACGCAGCCAGUGACAUCGCGUAUAUUAAGCCGGCCACACAGUGUGAGAAGCCGCAGCUAGUGACCAAAUUCUGUCGGCAACAGGGCAUCACGUGCUGUGAAGUGGGUCCCAUUCUGUUCUAUAAGGGGUUCACACGAGAGUUUCUGAAGGGCGAAACGGAGACGUCGGCUCAGUUGUUGGAGAAGGCCAAGCAGAAGGUGGAGGAAGUAGGUAAAGGAAAGAAGGUCGUGGUCGUGGAUGGUGUUGGAUAUCCUGCUGUUGGAUCAAUUUGCGGCGUGUCUAAUGCGCAUGUUGCCAAAAAACUGAAGACGCCUGUGGUGCUUGUUGGCAAGAAAGGGGUGGGUGACGCCGUGGACUCAUUCAACCUCAACGCAACGUUCUUUGAGAGUCACGGCGUCAAGGUGCUGGGCGGUAUCUUCAAUCGCUUACCAGAGGACGGUUUCUACAGUCUGGAACACUGCAGAGAGAACGUGACCGCGUAUUUCGAGCAGUUCCAGUCCGAGAAACGCGUCUACGGAUUUCUUCCCGAGCUGACGGACGGCGGCCAUAGUGCCCUCUUUGCUGAAAAGACUAGUGAGGAAGGUCAGAAUGAUUCUGUGUCUGGCGUAUUUCUCACAGCUGCUGAGGAUGAAUUGGCCACGAAGGUCGUGGAUGCGUUUGUCCAGAGUAUUGACUUGACGAAGCUGCUCGUGGACGCGGAAGCGAGCAAAGAACCAGCCAAAGCGGUGGGCUCUAACGGCACGAAGGCCGUAGUACCCAAGGCAAAUACAAAACCGAAGCGCGCUCGCAACUUUGAAAUCCCGACCUCGUUUGAGACGGUCGAACUUCCAUCUUUUAGUGCCCUUAAUGCAGUCGAAAUCCCAACGUCGACGGAGACUAUGGCGCUUCCGGCAUUCAACACUAUGGAGAUCCCUACAUCGACGGAGACGAUGGCACUGCCCUCGUACGAUACGGUCGAGAUCCCCACGUCAACAGAAACGAUGCCCCUGUAGCUUGAAGCCUUUCAACGAUGACACGUGCGCAGCGAGUGGCAAAAAUAUGAUGUUUCAGUCACGCCUCAAUAAAUCAACAGACCGACACUCGGCCGGUUCUGACA